CUCUCCCUCCCCCACUCCUUUUAAAUAUCACGUGACCAAUGCCGACCCAAUCGCGACGCGGGGCGGAGCCGUAGCGCGAGGCGGCGACGCGGAGCGGACAUGGCGCGUUUGGUGGCCGUUUGUCGGAACGGGGAGGACGGAUUCCCCUUCAAGAAACGGCAGAUUCCUCUCGCCAUUGACGAUACCCUCACGUUGGUGAUGGAGUUCCCGGACACGCUACUCAACGCGGAAGGUGGUCAAGUCAACAGCGCUCAGCUGAAGCAGUUCACGCAGCACUACGAGAUGCUGUCGGGGCAGGAGCUGGUGUGUGCGGUGCGCGUGCCGCCGCGCGAGCUGGUGGGCUGCCUCCCGGAGCAGGUGGCGUGCGUGGGCUGCCGCGGCAGCGUGGAGCGCCUCUUCUCCGCGCUGCUGGAGAGUGGCACACCGGCGCUGGAGCCUCUGCUGCUGGAGUCGUCGGGAGAGCUCGUGGUUUGCCACAGCUACUUGGCCGACGCACGGAAACUCUACUGCUUGUUCUAUCUGCACGGGGCGAAGCUGAAUGAUAUUCUGGAUUCCAUUCCUAAGAGCAAGAAGAACCGGCGCUGUCCUUUCCACUCUCUGGACACACACAAGGCAAAGCCGCUCGGUGGCAGCUGGACGGACGUGUGGGACCGCAUGUCGCAGGACUGCCGCGACGAGGUGGUGCUCAUCGACUCAGACUGCCUGCUGGAGACCCUGGAGACGCACUUGCGCAAGCACAGGUUCUGCGGUGAGUGCAAGACGAAGGUGCUGCGCGCCUACGCCAUUCUGACGGGCGAGGUGGACGGCAGCAAGGAGAAGGGCUACUGCGCGGGCCUCUACGAGGGCCUGCGUUCCUGCCCCCACGAGCGCCACGUUCACGUCUCCUGCGACACCACCUUCAUCAGCCACCUGCUGGGCCGCGCCGUCUCCGAGCUCGCUGGAGGGAGGAGAGAGCGCCACGCCAAGACGCUGGAUAGCGCGCAGGAGGAGGUGGUGACUUGCUUGGCUAUCCACCUGUACGAGCGGCUGCACCGCAUCUGGCAGCGGCUGCGCGCCGAAGAGCAGACCUGGCAGCUGCUCUUCCACCUCGGGGUGGACGCCCUGCGCAAGAGCUUCGAGGUGGCGGUGGAGCGCAAGCAGGGCGUGAGCCGCAUCGACAUGUUGUGCGAGGAGCUGUGGGAAGAGGAGCGGGCGCGCGAGCUGCGCCAGGAGAAGAAGCGGCAGAAACGGAGGAACCGGCGGAAGAACAAAUUCGGCUUGGAUGGGGCGGACGCCAGCACAGACCUGGCCGAGCCUGUCCAGGAGGAUGCCGACGGCUCGGACGACGGUGACGGAAUGAGCGAUGCAAUCCCAGCUCUUCCCGCGGCCAGCACCUCCCCGGCGCCGCUGGCCUCCGAGGUCGGCGACGGCGCGUGCAUGUGCCUUUUUGCCACGGACGGGCCCCAGGCCACCAACGGGCACGUGUUGGCCGACCACCGCAGCACAGAGGCGACUCUCCAAGGCACCUUCAAGGUGAACGGGAGCAGCGACUGCGGCUACUCGUCCAGCGCGGAGGGCAGCGAGCCGGGCUCCCAGGACGGCUCUGAGGGCAGUGGCCAGGGCGACGCCGCCGACCCUCGUAAAGACUUUGCGGGUUGGCUCAAGUCGCAGGGCAUGAGCGGGCGCAUAGCGGCCGCCAUCGACAAGGAACUCGGCAUCUCCAACUACGACAUCCUGCUCGCCUGCUCCGAGGAUGCCGAGGUGAAGGCCGACCUGCUCAAGGCAGCCAAAGAGAAGAUGCCCUUCGCAUUCUACGCCGUCCUGCGGCGCGUCGUCGAGAAGAUCUCCCCCACGCCAUCGCAGUCGCCCCCUCCGCAGUCUUCCCCACAGCAGCAGCAACAGCCACUGUCCGGUGCCGGCCGAAGCCCUGUGCUGUGCUCCUCCGUCCCGGCCGCCCCCUCGUCGUCCUCUUCCGCCGUGCAGGGCAAGGGCUCGCUCUUCUUCCCGCCGCCGUCGCUGGGGCCCGCGCUGGGGCCCGCGCUCGGUCUCUUCUCGGCGUCCAAGGUGCCUGUGGUGGGCGGCGCGACUUUCCCCCUGCCGCGUGUGGCUGCGGCGGCUCAGGCGUCGGCCUCUGGAGCGGGCAAGCCGGUGGAUGGAGCCUUAAAGACGCUGGGCUUCUCGAGCCUCCUGCAGUCGGCGCAGAAGCUGCGCGAGCUGGAGAAGGUGCUGCUGGAUGCCACGCAGCCCAAAGCGGGCGGCGAUGCCGGCGGUGGAGCUGGGGCUUCGGCGGGAAACGGUGUGCGGCAGGACAAGAGCAUCGCCGAGCUGCUGCAGUCGGCGCUGAACCUGAGCGAGCUGGCGGACGGUCGGGAGGCGCGUGCCACCGUGAGCACGGACGCGGCCGGCUUCACCAGCCUCAAGCAGAACAAGGAGCUGACGGAGCUCAUCGAAUCUGCCAAGAGGCUGAGCAACAUGUACAUCUCGGAGGCGGGCAAGGAGAAGGCAGAAGCGGCCAAGGGGGCGAGGCACCAGGACGGAAGCGUCUCCGCCUCGUCCGGCCUGGCGUCCGUCCUCUCGGAGGCGCCCAAGAGCGGGAAGGCAGCCGUGAACGGCCUGAAACCGGACCAGAGGCUCGCCAACCUGGUGCAGGCCGUGCAGAAGUCCUCGGCGGCCUUCGGCGGUGGCCAGGAUGGGGGCAAGGAACGGAAGGGAGCGACGGCGGAUAGCAGGACCCCGCUUAUGCAGCAUUCGGCCGCCAGUGAGACAGGUUGCCGUGUGGAUGGCGGCGGCGGCGUUGAGAAGGCGCCGGCGGGGUGCUGCCCCGAAUGCACCGCAAAGUCGGCGCUGCCCCUGGCUGCCGAGACGCUGCCCGACGGCGGCAAGAAGAAGAAGAAAAAGAAAAAAAACCAGGGGCAGCAAGCAGACGAGCCGGACGACGUGGGUGCCGCCACCGUGUGCGCACAGCUGAAGCUUGGGGUGUGCGUGAGGUGCGACGGCUGCGGCGCCGUGGGCCACCGCCCGCCCGACAAGGGAAUCCCGCUGCUCGCUGCCGCCAUCGCCCAGCAGCCCGAGCUGAAGAAAGCACAAGCGGCGCAGACGGAAAUCAAGCAGCCGGCGCAGAAGCAGGCCGAUGCCAAGCAAGGGGCGAAGAAGCAGGUGGAAGCGAAACAACAGCCGCUGGCCAAGCAGCCCGACGCAAAGCACAAACAGCCGGAUGCCAAGCAGCCCGCGCAAAGGCAGCCGGAAGCGAAACAGCCUGGCCAGAGGCCUCCGGAUGGAAAACAGCCCGCUCAGAAACAGCCGGAUGGAAAACAGGCGGCUCAGAAGCAGCAGGAAGUCAAACAGCCGCCUCAAAAACAGCCGGAUGGAAAACAGCCGGCUCAAAAACAUCUGGAUGGAAAACAGCCGGCUCAAAAGCAAGAAAUCAAACAGCCGGCUCAUAAACAACCUGAUGUCAAACAGGGGUCUCAGAAGCAACAGGACGCCAAACAGCCGCUUCAGAAGCAACAGGACGGCAAACAGGCAGCAGUACAAAAAUCUAACGGCGUGCAGAAAGCAAACGAUCAAAGGGUGGCACAGCAAGGAACACGGGCGCAGCAGCAGAAGGUUCAGCAGCAGCAGUUGAAGAAGGGCGGGCAGAAGCGUGGGGGUAAGCAGCCAACAGGGGGCGAGGAGAAGCAGGACCCUGCCCGGAGCCUCGCUGACAUGCUGCGUGACGCGGCUGAUGAUGCAGAUGACGUCACCAAGCGCUGCCCAUCUUCACCUCCCGUCCAGCGGCGCACGUGGGAAGAGGAUGACAGUGACGACUGUUUCCCGGACGCGGAAUCGUUCAUCUCGCCAGACGAGAUCCGCUCGUUCAAGGCGAGCCACCGCGCCUUCUACGUGCAGCGCGACCAGUACCGGCAGCAGCUGCAGGAGCGCUUCAACCAGUACUGCAACGCGCACAACGGGCCCUGCGAUCAGCGCUGUUGCAAUGGCAAGUGGCUGGCCACCGCCGGCGUCAAGUAGAGCUGCUGCUGUCGGUGGGGGCGUCGAAAUGGCGGGGAGAGGAGAGGAGCGGUGCGGG
This is a messenger RNA of Petromyzon marinus (sea lamprey), 4045 nucleotides long. It is a transcript of the gene GGNBP2, whose product is annotated as gametogenetin binding protein 2. Lineage: Eukaryota; Metazoa; Chordata; Hyperoartia; Petromyzontiformes; Petromyzontidae. Gene Ontology annotation, cellular component: cytoplasm; nucleus. The record is from RefSeq and is a predicted model, not a curated record.